AUGGCGUCCAGUGGCUCGUCAUCAGCCACAGAAUCCAACCCCUCCCAUACUAGCAGAUGUGCGUAUUCCUCUGCAUGGGUGGCAACAACCGUUCUAGUCACAUGCAUCAACAACUUCCGCUGCAACAGAGGCCCCGCUUUCGGCAUUCUCAAAGGCUUUUUCGGUUUGAGCAUCGCCAUAUUCACCGACCUCUAUUAUGUUCUCUUCGCCGACGACCCUGCUUCCUUUCUCUUCAUGCUUGCCUUUAUCCCUUUCUCCAUUUUCCUCUUUGGAAUGUUUUUCCUCCGUGAGAUUCCUCCCGCCGCCACCAAUGACGAGGAAGAGUCUACUUAUGUCACAAUUUUCAACGCGGUUGUUGUCAUCGUCACCAUUUACCUUUUGGUUUUCGGGUUUAUGCCGAACCCUAGCGCUUUGGUGUCUCAAGUAUUCACUGUGGUUUUGCUACUUCUAUCUGAGUUUGCUCGUCUAAACAUUCAAGGGUUUUACACCAUCGUAUUGGAGAAAGAGGAUGUGUUAAUAUCUGUAGCAUCUAUCAGGGUGCAUGGAACUAUAGUAGGAGAGAUGCCUCUAAUUGCAACUUGCAGUCAGUAUUGUCACCAAGGAAUAUGUCGACUCCUUGUGAGUGCUAUUGAGCAGGUGGAAAAGCUUGUGAUGUCAGCCAUUCCAGAUUUGGUUAAGACGUGGACAAAGGGCUUUGGAUUUAUACCUGUUGAUGACAUCGAAAGUAUCAAGGAUACUAUAACAACUGUUACAGGAAAUAUGGUACCAUUUCAUCACACUGUUGUUAAUCAGGGGGGUUUCAGUGAUUUGGUUUUAGGUUGUGCACAUUGUGGAAUGGUUGCUGCUGUUCGAUGGAUUGCAAAGCUCGCAACUCCUUGUCUCCUUGAAGCACUUGGUCACUACUGA
Glycine soja is the source of this 906-nucleotide messenger RNA. RefSeq lists its product as uncharacterized. Gene Ontology annotation, molecular function: transcription corepressor activity. The record is from RefSeq and is a predicted model, not a curated record. The transcript has 5 exons. Gene Ontology annotation, biological process: negative regulation of DNA-templated transcription. Lineage: Eukaryota; Viridiplantae; Streptophyta; Magnoliopsida; Fabales; Fabaceae. The coding region runs from base 1 to 906 and encodes 301 amino acids.